Coregonus clupeaformis (lake whitefish) is the source of this 2630-nucleotide messenger RNA. Its product is annotated as fibroblast growth factor 13. The record is from RefSeq and is a predicted model, not a curated record. The transcript has 5 exons. Lineage: Eukaryota; Metazoa; Chordata; Actinopteri; Salmoniformes; Salmonidae. Gene Ontology annotation, molecular function: growth factor activity; fibroblast growth factor receptor binding. Gene Ontology annotation, cellular component: cytoplasm. The coding region runs from base 595 to 1353 and encodes 252 amino acids. Gene Ontology annotation, biological process: positive regulation of cell population proliferation; animal organ morphogenesis; positive regulation of gene expression.
CAUACUGUAGGUUAUGUGGCAUUGGCUCCAAACCCGAGGAGAGGAUUGCUUGCGGUUGCUGCAUUAAGGGCACACACAACUAUGACAAGAGUUGUUUCAUUGAUUGAAAAGCAUUUGGAGGACUGCAUUUUUUCUCACGGAGAGUGGAUGGAUGCAUCCCAGCCGGUGUGCACGCAGGAGAAGCUGCAGUGAUCAACAACACAUCGAAUGUAUAAAUUGGAGAGACUAGCUGUUGAUUCACAGCUGAAGGCGCCCGAGCCCACUGGGCACAGACGUCAAUUCACCGUCUAUUCCAUGUUGGUUCAACGUAAUUGCAUUGAAUUGGCAUUGAAUUGACGUGGAAACAACGUUGAUUAAACCAGUGUAUGUCCAGUGGGAGGUUUGUCUGCUCGGAAUAUCCAGAAUCAUUUUUUUCCAGCUGUGACAAUAAAACUAUAAUGACUUUAUUACGCACUUUAAGGAUAUAAUGGAUUAUUUGGUUUACAUAAAAACAAUACUGCUUAGAUUUCAUUGGAUAAUAUUCAUUAUUUGGUGAGUGGUGGAUAUAGAAUUUUCUUCUGGGACGUUUGCCAUCACUAAGCCGCCAAACUGGCUAUGGCCGCUGCGAUCGCCAGCUCCCUCAUUCGGCAGAAGAGGGAGCGGGAGCGAGAGAAGGCGAAUGCCUGCCGCUGCACAAGUAGUCCGAAUAUUUGCAAAGCAGGGGACAGGGGACCCUGUGAGAAACCGAGCAAGCUGAACGUGUUCUCACGCGUCAAACUCUUUGGCUCUAAGAAACGGAAGAGAAUAAGGCGACCAGAGCCCCAGCUCAAGGGGAUAGUGACGAGGCUGUACAGCCGCACAGGCUUCUGCCUUCAGAUGCAGGCUGAUGGAACCAUCGAUGGAACCAAGGACGAGGACAACAGCUAUGCUGUGUUCAACCUCAUUCCUGUUGGGCUGCGAGUGGUGGCCAUCCAGGGGGUUCAGACCAAGCUCUACCUAGCCAUGAACAACGACGGCUUCCUUUACACUUCGGAACACUUCACCCCGGAGUGUAAGUUCAAGGAGUCUGUGUUUGAGAACUACUACGUGACCUACUCCUCCAUGAUCUACAGACAGCAGCAGUCGGGCAGGGCCUGGUACCUUGGCCUCAACAAAGAGGGGGUCAUCAUGAAGGGGAACCAUGUGAAGAAGAAUAAACCGUCAGGCCACUUCAUCCCCAAGCCACUGAAAGUUGCCAUGUACAGGGAACCGUCUCUCCACGAUCUGACCGAGUUCUCCCGCUCCGACAGCGGUACUCCCACUAAGAGCCGCAGUGCAUCGGCCCUGCUGAACGGAGGAGGGAAGCCGCUGAGCCAGAACGAGCAGUCCACAUAGCUGUGGGGGUCAGCGUCGGGCAGAGGCGGCUCUCACAGUCUCACCGUAAGCAGACUCAACUGAUCUUCGUCAAACUGAACAGGUGGAGAGGAAGCAAAUUAGGUUAGCUUAGUGUGUACUGAAACCACUGUGACAGACUAUGACAUCAUCAAUUAAAUCAAUCCAUGAGCGAGCUUCUGCGGGUCAACUUUGCUAUGAACUUCGAUACGAAAAGCCUAAGCCAUUUUGCUGGUCUGAAAUUUAUAUUCUUCCUUGUAUUCUUGAGCAUAUGUAGCGUAUUACCCAUGUAUAUCUCUCCAAAGGUCUUGAGAGGGAGUUACUGGUCAGUAUUUAUGUGGUCCGUGAACUGUUGCUUUCAUGCCUCCUAAAAAAAGCUUUUUUGUGUGUUUGAGUCCAGGGUGUACAUAUCUGCAAGCCUUCUGCUUCGUCUGCCAUAUAAACUGCUUGCCAGCUAUACUGAUUGCGAUAAUUUUUCCUGUGUACCAAAGAGUCAAGCGUGUUUCUCUAGUUUUACUCAAGGCAAAGAAAGGAAGAAAGAAAGAAGGAAAUUGAAUCACAAGCAUAGGCCAUGUCCUAAAUCCCUCUUGCCUACUACUAAAACGACAUACUGUGUAGUGUGUACCAAUCGUACUACAUACUAUUUAGAAUGUACUGUUUAGUAAACAUUUAUGCAGUAAGCAACAAAUAUCAACAUACUAGGCUCACCCAUACUGAGAAUGCGCCAUCUAAUGCACAAUUGCGUUGUUUCCCGACAUUCAUUCAUUUUGGUACAACUCUUCCCCUUUUUUUGAUUAUCAGCUGAUAAUGUUGAUGUUGUCAAACACACGUAGGUCUAAAAAGACAAUUGGCUUCCUCAAUAGCAUGCAGAGAAUUUGUACUAGAUGAAAAGCCUAAAUGAGUAUGACAUCCUGGCAUUUAAAGCAUACUCCAUUUUCAGAAUGUGUCAUAGUAUAACAUUUUCUAUUUUCUCAUACCCAAUCAGCCUACUAUUUAGAACACAAGUAGGCAUUGGGUAAUUGGACACGGACAACGUGUGGUCUAUAGCAGCUUGUUUUAAUAAUAAAAUAGAGAAACAGUGUAGUUGUUUAAAAACUUAUGUCAACCCUUUUACAGUAUUGCGUCAUUAGUAGGCUCCUUUGACAUAACAAACUAUAAACUACAUUUCAUAUUGUAUUUAGAUGUGUUCAGUCAUUUGCUUGCAUGUAUGUGUGUUUAGUGUUAUUUGUGUGUGUGUGUGUGUGUGUGUGUGUGUGUGUGUGUGUGUGUGUGUGUGUGUG